AUGGCAUCCAUCCACCCGUACCAGCAACUAGACAUCGACGAGCGCGUGAAGCGCGUCCUCAGCAAAACCCCCCUGAUAGACGGACACAACGACCUCCCGCAGCAGCCCCGAGCAGCCUUCCACGGCAAGAUCCACGACAAUCCAAAAUUCGACCUGAACAAGGGCUUCGAGAGGGGAAUGACAGAUAUACCGCGUCUCCGCGAAGGCGCCGUGGGAGGACAGUUCUGGUCCAUAUGUGUGCCAUGCUUGCGUUCGGCGGAGGACUUCUCGACGCCGGAGUACAGCGAUAUGGCACGUGAUGCGAUUGAGCAGGUAGAUCUGGUGCUGCGCCUGGUAGAUUCGUAUCCCGACACUUUCGAGUUGGUCAAGGGGCCAGAUGAGGUCAAAAAGGUGUAUGCAGGGGGUAGGAUUGCGUGCUCUAUUGGGAUUGAGGGCCUCCACAUGGCCGGUAACAGCAUAGGCAUCAUCAUGGCUUUCUACAUGCUUGGUGUCCGCUAUUGCACGCUGACGCAUGUCUGCAACAACGCGUUCGCAGACAGCUCGACAUCGAAGACUGGACCCGUGCACGGCGGAUUGUCGAAGCUGGGCCGGGCCGCCAUUGUCGAAAUGAACAGGAUCGGCAUGAUCAUCGACCUGUCGCAUGUAUCCGAGGAUUGUGCAGUGCAAGUCUUGAAGCUGACGAGGGCGCCUGUGAUGUUCUCGCACAGCAAUGCCAAAGGUGUCUUUGACUGCGCACGGAACCUCCCGGAUCACAUCCUCGAUCAAGUGCCGCAAAAUGGGGGAAUAGUGAUGGUGACGUUUGUCCCGGAGCAUGUUGCCACGCGACGGGCAGAUGCGACGAUGGACAUGGUGAUUGAUCACCUCUUCUACAUUGCUGAGAGGAUUGGUUGGGACCAUGUAGGCCUCGGCUCGGACUUUGAUGGAAUUGCAAGUGUGAUCAAGGGCUUGGAAGAUGUGCGGUGCUAUCCCGGGCUACUCAAAGCCAUACUUGACCGAGGGGCUACGGAAGAGCAGCUUGGCAAGCUAGCAGGAGAGAAUAUUCUGCGAGUCUGGCGUGGCGUAGAGAACGUGAAGGACUUGAUGAGGCAGGACGGUGUCCUUCCUGUCGAAGACGUGUGGGAGGAUCGUAAGUGGUGGCGAUAUGACGGAUACUACCAGAUGGAUGACCCAGACCCAGAAGACAAAGAAGAAAUGGGAUGGUACGGAAUACCACCGCCAGAAGAAGGAUUGUAUCUGGAAGAGUAG
Pseudovirgaria hyperparasitica is the source of this 1245-nucleotide messenger RNA. Its product is annotated as membrane dipeptidase. The record is from RefSeq and is a predicted model, not a curated record. Lineage: Eukaryota; Fungi; Ascomycota; Dothideomycetes; Acrospermales; Acrospermaceae. The transcript is spliced from 4 exons. Gene Ontology annotation, molecular function: metallodipeptidase activity. Bases 1 to 1245 code for a protein of 414 amino acids. Gene Ontology annotation, biological process: proteolysis.